AUGGAUUCGGAUUUCAAUUUUCAAAAUGGAGAUGAUAUUCGCAACAUGGGUCUUGAAGAAAUGCGACGACAGAAAGUUCUAUUGGCAAGUGAACUAAAAGCAAUUGAUGCACAAAUUAGUGAUCUUGCUUUCAAUAACUACGGAACUUAUGCAGAUGCUGGGAGAGCUACUCACGAUUGCUCAAAAACAUUUGGUGAAAUGCGCGACAAGACUGUUGAUCUUUCAUCACAAGCAGAGGAGCUAACGAAUGCGUUUCAAGAAUUUCGUGUGAAAGCUAAGCAGCUAUCAGAAGAGCAAGAUCUCGUGAGAAAAGCCCUAGACAAAUCUAAUCCAAUUUGGGAGCUACUGACUCUUCCCUCGCGCAUGGACGUUUGUAUCCGUGCUGGUUAUUACGAUCUAGCGUAUACACUCACGAACUACGGAAUGCAGCUCCAGCAACAGACUCAACUUUACAAAAAUCCACUUAUAAAGAAAGUCGCGGAUCAUCUUGUUGAAGCACGCUCCUAUCUUCUAGAGGAGUUGUUCAAUAAGUUUGCGGGCCCUCUCGACCUCGCAGAAUCUAUCAAAGUUGUUAACAACGUCCGAAAAAUGCCAUACCUAACUGCUAAUCAACUAAGAAUCGCGGUGCUUCAACAUAGAGAUAUUUACUUGGAAAAGCAAAUUUUGGAUAUUUCAGUGAGUAUCAAAGAAAUUUAUUAA
Caenorhabditis briggsae is the source of this 699-nucleotide messenger RNA. It is a transcript of the gene Cbr-cogc-8, whose product is annotated as Protein CBR-COGC-8. Gene Ontology annotation, cellular component: COG complex. The record is from RefSeq and is a predicted model, not a curated record. NCBI's taxonomy places the organism in Eukaryota, Metazoa, Nematoda, Chromadorea, Rhabditida, Rhabditidae. The transcript is spliced from 5 exons. The coding region runs from base 1 to 699 and encodes 232 amino acids. Gene Ontology annotation, biological process: intra-Golgi vesicle-mediated transport.